GCACGCUGGGUCGGAGCCGCCCGCUCCCCCGCGCCUCCUCCCCGUCCUCCGCAGCCCGCGGCCGGCGCCCGCUGACGGCUCUCGGCGCUGGGGGAGCGCUGCAGGGCGGCGGCGCUGAGGUAAAAGGCUCUUGACAACCGUGCAAGAAGGUGGAUUAUUUCUAAAACAAUGAGUGUGCGUCCCUAGUCAUGAUUUGUGGUUCAGUCCAGCUGGAGCUGUCUGAAUGAAGCUAUGGGCUGUGCAUCAGCCAAGCAUGUUUCUGCUGUUCAAAACGAAGAGGAAAUUCAGAAGGGGAAAAACUAUCAGAACGGCGAUGUGUUUGGUGAUGAGUAUAGGAUCAAACCAGUGGAAGAGGUCAAAUACAUGAAAAAUGGGGGAGAAGAUGAUCAGAAAAUAGCAGCCAGGAACCAAGAAAACUUGGAAAAAAGUGUCAGUUCCAAUGUAAGACUUAAAUCUAAUAAAGAGAUCCCGGGAUUAGUACAUCAACCCAGAGCAAACAUGCACAUCUCUGAAAGCCAACAAGAAUUCUUCAGAAUGCUUGAUGAAAAAAUUGAAAAGGGUCGUGAUUAUUGUUCAGAAGAGGAAGAUGUCACAUAGUGCCAAUUCUGCCAAACAAACCAGGAAUACUACUGUGUAAAUAGAUUACAACCCAGUUGAGACCUUUUGGAAGUCUUCUAGAGCGAACAGCACUACAUAAAAGAAGAUCAUUUCCACAUUAUAUGCUCCAUUCAGUUACAGUGUUUCGUAAUGAACAGAUGAGGAAUAUUGCUAAGAACUCAUAUGGAACUAUUUUUGUUGCUGCUAGUUAAAACUUGUUGCAACUUUUCACUUUCUCUGUGUCCAGAUAUGCAGCAAAUCCUUAAAGUUAAUCCAAAAGACGGUGUUGAUUUUACUAAGGCCUCUGGCCUGUUUUCUAUCAGAUGAGGUAGUGUUACACAGCUUCUAUAAGUGAACAUUCAAGCAUCUGAGAAACACCCUUAUGCUGUCUGUCAGUCGGCGUGCGGCCGGAGUGCUUAUUCAUGCUGGUGAUUUCAAGCUUUGGAGAUGGGAUGUUUUUGCCAUGGCUGGCCUUGUUUCUCUGCUGAGAAGAAGCUGAGAAACUUAUUAUCCAUUAAAAGCAUGUUAUCACUGAAAUGCUGGAAGUGAUGCAGGAGCAGGAAUUUGUAAGAGGAAAAGAGUUUCAUUUAAUAGGUAUCUUAAUCAAGGACUAAGCUUGCAGUAUUGGCUUUGCUGAGAAUGGGAGUGUGAUCACAAUCAUUUUGAAUCUCUUUUUUUCUAAGAAAAUAAACAUUUUACUGUUUUUAUGUA
This is a messenger RNA of Coturnix japonica (Japanese quail), 1308 nucleotides long. RefSeq names its product chromosome 11 C1orf21 homolog (gene C11H1orf21). The record is from RefSeq and is a predicted model, not a curated record. NCBI's taxonomy places the organism in Eukaryota, Metazoa, Chordata, Aves, Galliformes, Phasianidae.